AUGCUCAGACCCGGCCGCUACCAUCUCCGCGCCGAGGGGGGGCGGUUUAUGGUUUCUCCUGUCCCGUUACUCAGUAUCCCGCUCGCAGUGCUGUGGAUUCCACACAUUCUGUGUGAAUGUGAAACAGGUUUAUUAUUAGAGAAUCUCGGUGAUUCCCAGUGAUCAGAACCCCGGGUUCUGGCGGCCAUUAUCGCGUGGUCCCCCCUCCCCCGGCUGUAGUGGUAUCGCCCAGGCCUUGAUGAGUCGCUGAGAGGAAGAAGCGGCCGCCAUUUUGUGAAGUGCAGAGAGCGGGAGCGUCAGGUCUCAGCGCGUACAGAACCAGCAGCCCAAACGGAACCAGAAUUCUCCCAGCUCCCCCCUCUCCGGUCCCCGAACUGCUCCACCGUGGAUUUCAUCGAUAACCUUCCCGAACAAGAGGUGAGUGACGGCGGCAGCAGAUCACUGCCAGACCGCGUGUCCGGGCCUAGUGGGCCUCACUGUCUGAUACCGGGCCCGAAUUAAUUAUAGCGGGCCCGGAUUAAUGCUAGUGGGCCUCACUGUCUGCCCACCGCGCCUGAGUUAAUACCGGGCAUCGAUUAAUACCGGGCUUAGUAGGCCUCACUGUCUGAUACCGGGCCCGAAUUAAUGCUAGCGGGCCCAGUAGGCCUCACUGUCUGAAUUACCAGUUACUGAGCCUGAAUUACCAAAUAUUUCCCAUCUCUGGCCCAGGCCUGAAAUACCCCAUAUUACCCAUCACUGGGCCUCCUUACCUCCUCUUAUAAUAUUGUAAAUUGCAACGGAAUCUGUUGGCGCUAUAUAAAUGAUAAUAAUGGAGCGUCAUUGUCUAUUACUGGGCCCUCAUUGUCCAUCACUGCACAAGGCCUCAAUUACUCAAUGUUUAUUACUGGGCCCUCUUUGUUUGUAACUGGGCCGUGCCUGAAAUACCCCAUAUUACCCACUACUGGGCCGUGCCUGAAAUACCCCAUAUUACCCACUACUGGGCCAGACCUGAAAUACCCCAUAUUACCCACUACUGGGCCAGACCUGAAAUACCCCAUAUUACCCACUACUGGGCCAGACCUGAAAUACCCCAUAUUACCCACUACUGGGCCAGACCUGAAAUACCCCAUAUUACCCACUACUGGGCCAGACCUGAAAUACCCCAUAUUACCCACUACUGGGCCAGACCUGAAAUACCCCAUAUUGCCCAUCACUGGGAACCUCACUUCACACCUGGAUCCAGUCCUGAAGUACUCUGCAUUUACCAGUUUCUGUUCCAUCACUAGGGCAAGCAUGAAUAAUUCUGAGAUUUAGUCUGGUAUCUUAAAUUAUCCAGUGCUCGGUGCAAGGCUGAAUUGCAUUGGAUUUGUAAAUUUGAGCUUUAAGUCUAACUUUUUUGGCAAGAGGUUUUGGGGGGCAAGGAAUAAUAAAAAAAUCUACUUUGACAUUACUGAUCCACUGUUAAUUGCAGUAAGUACCUUUUACAGCUGAAAAUUAAGGUUUUACUUUAUCUUUAUUUUGUAGUGAGCUCUCCUGGUAUCAGGAAGUUGAAGUGUUGUAAAAUGUUUUAGUUUUCUGUCUAAAAAUAUAGUUGGCAUUUGAUGUUUGCUCGUGCUCUAACCUGGCUUCUAAUUUCAGUGUGCAGCCAUGGAGAUGGAAUAUAUCAGGGUUGCGGAGGAUGAGAAUGAAGAGCCAAUGGAAAUACCAUCGGAAGAUGAUGGAACUGUCCUCCUUUCUACAGUUACUGCCCAGUUUCCUGGGGCCUGUGGUCUGAGAUACAGAAACCCAGUGAAUCAGUGUAUGCGUGGUGUUCGGCUAGUGGAAGGCAUCCUUCAUGCCCCUGAGAGUGGCUGGGGCAACCUAAUAUAUGUUGUCAAUUAUCCUAAAGGUGAGUGCUUUUGCCUCAGGGUGUUUGGACCAUUUGUUUAACAUUCUUGUGUGUAACAGAAAUUCCAUAUUAAUUUGGAAGGGUAACUGGCAUUGUCGGUUAUAGGAUAUUCUCUUCUGGUAGAGGCUAGGUUUUAGUUGUGAAGCACUAGGCUGAAAUACUUGUAGUGCUCAUUUACAUGGGCACUGUAUGCACCACAACUGCUUCAUCUCAAAGUGGAGAUAUUGUCUAGAUUAUUGUGCUGUCUUUCAAUCCAGUGUUAAACAUUUACUUUUUAAUGCUAAACAAGAGUUCCCAGCAACCUCUACUCUGUGCUACUUGGGUUAAUGAGGAGGUAUUAGUCUGAGCAGCAGUGAGCAAAGUGAGUGGCUGAUCACAUUUAACCUGCCAUUGCAAGUGUGAAUCUCUAUGACUAUAACUGUGUAAUAUCUAGCUUUGUCAUGCCUCCAGUGGAGGUGGGGUACAGGGAGCUAGGGAACCUCAUUCACUAUUAAACUGUCUGAAAAUGGAGGGAUGGUCCUCUGACUCCAGGUACUAUAAUACAUUAAAUGUGAAAUUAAUAUAGUGUCUACAGUGGCACUAAGUUCAGUGUGCUUUCCCAGCUAUCAUGUGGCAUUUAGAAGAAACCUAAUGUCACUUCUUUGGGGCAGCAGAACAAAUAUAUAUAAAAAAGAAAUUGUUAAACCACGCAAUCUGUCACUUAAAGGGAUAUAUUAUAGGCAUCAAAACAAAUGGAGCAGUUUGGGUGUAAAGUCCUGCUGCUCAAUUCUGACAGAGUUAAAUCACUUUUGUUUCUGUCCAUGUAGUCAUAGCUACAUCUCUCCUGGCUGAUUCACACCACAGCCUGCAUAAAAUGUUUUUAAUCAAACAUUUAAAGUAAGUUAAUAUCUCCUGCUCUGUAAAUUAAACUUUAAUCACACACAGCUAUUUAGAAAUCUGGUGGUAAAAAAUUCUAAUGUGUAAGCUUCCUUUAUUGCACUGCCUGUUUAAUUCAGAAUUUCUUAAAUCACUAGCAGGUGGGUGUGGAUAGGGCUGCCUAAAUAGUGAGUUAAAACCUAAAAGGCAUCGAAGUGAGACUGCAUGGACAUAUGAUCAAUACACCAAAACUGCUUCAUUAAGUUGGUUUUGGUGCAUAUAGUAUAGUCUGUUCUUUAUAAUCCAUUUAAUGCCCCAUAAACCUAACUUUGCAUAUUUAAGCUGCUUGCUAUUAAACCUUUGUCUUCAGAUAACAAGAGAAAAAUGGAUGAAGCAGAUGCAUCUUCUGCUGUGAAGAUCAAACGUGCGGUUACAAAAACAUCAGAUUUAAUUGUUUUGGGAUUGCCAUGGAAAACUACAGAACAGGAUCUGAAAGACUAUUUCAGCACGUUCGGUGAAGUCAUCAUGGUCCAGGUUAUAUAUCUUAUUACAAUACACUUUAUGAUUCUACACAGAUUCAAUACUUGGCUCUCUAGACUUACUCUAUCAUGUUUUUGCAGGUAAAAAAAGAUGCCAAGACUGGACAUUCAAAAGGUUUUGGCUUUGUCAGAUUUACAGAAUAUGAAACACAAGUGAAAGUAAUGUCUCAGCGCCAUAUGAUUGAUGGUCGAUGGUGUGAUUGCAAACUACCAAACUCAAAGGUACUACUAACCUGUCUGUUUCAUAGCUGUACUUGCCAAAUGUGGAAAGUGUCCUUUGAGCGCUGUUUGUCUCCCUCAUCAAGGGCACUGGCGAUAUAAUUGACUUUGUCCGUUGCUUGUUAAGAAGUCUCUCCUGCUUGAUGAAGAGUAGGACUUUUUUGGCUAAUAAAGAGGCUUGUAUAACUAAACAAACUGCACCCAGAAUGUUAUCAAUGUUAAUCAGUGCUAAUAACAGGUCAUGGUAAGAAUCCCUUUAAAAUGUUUUCCAUGUUGCCUAAAAUAUUUGCUGAAAAUCCAUGGCUUCUUCAUCCAGUUAAACUGGAUUUGUUUUGCUGACUCUUGUGACCCUUUAAAGCAUAAAAACUGGCAGUUUUUCUGCAGUUAACAGUUUAUGCAUAUUGACUUCCAAGAACAGAACACUUCUCACUGAUUAUUUAGUCCAGUGUACACUUUAACAAGAUCUAAACUUGUUUUAAUGUUACAACUUACAAUAGGUAAUCCAGUUUCUAUUUUUACUCUCAUUCAAUCUCAAAUCUAAGGGGAAUUUUUUCUGUUUUUCACAAUAGCAGAGUCCUGAUGAACCCAUGCGGAGCCGGAAGGUGUUCGUUGGACGUUGCACAGAGGAUAUGAGUGCUGAUGAGCUGCGUCAGUUCUUCACCCAGUAUGGUGAAGUGGUGGAUGUCUUUAUUCCCAAGCCCUUCAGAGCAUUUGCAUUUGUUACAUUUGCUGAUGAUCAGGUAAGAAAUUGAUUGGAUGCAGGCAAUGGUAUAUAAAGUAAAUUGUAGCUUUGGUGUUUUGUGUGUUGUCUCCACCUAAGGGUGUUAUAUUUUUAUUUAGCACGUUUUUAUUUUGUUAAUGCUAUAAUUGACUUUUGCAAACACAUUUUUCAUUUUAGUAGGGGGCAGUAAUGAGCUUUUAGUACUUGAUAAGACUUGUUCUCAUCUUUCUGUGCCCCCUUGCUGUGCAGGCAAUAGAAGCUGUAUUUGACUGUAAUUGGUCAAAUGUGUUGCUACAAUCCUCCUACUCCUGUCUAUGUACCACUGUUCUUCCCCAGCACUCUAGAAUAUUUUGUCUAAGGGAUAUGAAAGCCCAUGUAUUAAACAUUUUUGUUUUCUUCCUUUAGGUUGCUCAAUCACUUUGUGGAGAAGACUUGAUAAUUAAAGGAGUCAGCGUACAUGUAUCUACCGCAGAACCCAAGCACAAUAGUAAUAGGCAGCUAGAGAGAGGCGGAGGAAGAUUUCCUGGGCCAGGAUUUGGCAAUCAGGGCUACCCCAGUGCAAGGCCCAGUGGUGGACCCCUUGGAAAUAACCAAGGUGGAAACAUGGGUGGAGGGGGUGGGAUGAAUUUUGGGGCAUUUAGCAUUAACCCAGCAAUGAUGGCAGCUGCCCAAGCAGCUCUGCAGAGUAGCUGGGGGAUGAUGGGGAUGUUGGCCAGUCAGCAGAACCAAUCUGGUCCUCCAGGUAGUGGGCAGGGCCAAGGCAAUCAGCAAAGAGAACAACCACAGAGCUUUGGGUCUGCAAACAAUUCAUACGGAUCAAAUUCAGGUGCAAUUGGUUGGGGUUCUCCUAAUACUGGGUCCAGCAGUGGGUUUAAUGGUGGGUUUAGUUCGAGUAUGGAAUCCAAAUCUUCUGGUUGGGGCAUGUAGAGAUUAAGAGGUGCUAAAAUGUAUUGUAUGACUGGUAAACAUUUCCCAAUGUCAUGGUAAGUAUAUUGUAAAAUGCAUUUACAGAACCUUUCCUUUUGGUUUUCUAUUUGAAAGGGUUUUUUUUAGCAUGCAGUGUUCAGCUGGGUGUCCUGAAAGAUGUUUCUUUUGUAAUUAUUUGGAAUCCUGAUUAUAAGUUUUGUAUUUAGUGUUUGAAACCUCUCAUUGACUGAACUCUGCAUGUUGAAGGAAACCACUAACCAUAAGCUGACAUUACCCAAUGUUUUACAUAAGCCCUCAUUUGUUUUUUGUUUUUUAAAUCUCUUUAAUCAAUGUAAAUGGCAUCCCAGGUUUUGUUUAGGACAGUCUUCCUUUCCUCAAUGUGUUCAUUGCUUCAACUGAUCUCUGCUCCUCACCAUGUCUCUCUGGAAAAUGCACUUAAUAAGUGGUGCUGUUUCCUACCCUGGAUCACUUUUACCUACAUGCUUUUCCAUCAAGACAUCUUCAAGCUGCACAUGAUGAGUCUUAAGACGGUGGGUGAUCCAUUUUUAUCCGCUACUUUAUUUGAUGGAAGUCGUACCAGCACUUUGAACGCACGGCUGUGAGGUGGAACCAGAAGGCUGUUUGAACUGUGGGAUUGGUGUUUCCAAGGAAUGAGAGGCUUGCGAAUGAGCGAGAAAACGAGCGCGUGCAGAGACCUGGUGGUGCAUUAUGGAUAUUUUUAAGAUUUGGCGAUGUGUCUCUCAAUCCAGUGGCAAUGGUGAGAGUGUUAAGAGAGCAGUGGGAGCAAGUAACGUACGAAUGUUUCUUGCAUUCAAAAGACUUUGGUUCAUUUGGAAGACUGAGGCUUUUCUGCCUAAAGCAAUUGAAUUGUUUGAAACUAGUUUUUGAAACUUCUUUUCCCUCUCCUUGAAAUGUAUACUGCUGUGAAUGCUGUAUGAUGUGUGCAUUUUUUCUGUUAUUGAAAUGUGAGUCAAUGUGAAACCGCAUUUGAUGGGGGUGGGUGGUGAGCACGCUUUAGAGUGAUUUUGAAACUCUCCUGUUUCCCAAGAGUGUUGGGGAUGUUUUGGUCUGUAAGUAACUACAAGAAUGCUGUUUGCUGCAGUCAUGUGUUCUGUGUUUGGAUGCUUUUUACAAGACUUGUCAAUGUAGGAUAUUCUUAAAUAAAACAAUUUAAUGAAAUGUUUCUGGCUGUGCAAUUGAUUACAAUCUCAUUUUCUUUGGACUGCUCUGAUUUACACUCUGAUUCUGACACUUAAACUCUUGCUUAUUAGCAUUUGUAUCGCACCCCCUAUUCUGCAGCGUUGUACAAUUAUAGAAUGGGGAUAUUUUACAAUAAGGAAUUGGCAUACAGGAUAUAACAGACAUAAGGUUAAGAAGGCUUUGCUAUAAUGAGGGAACUCUUCAGAAAGGAGUGGAAAGGUAGGCAAGGGAUUUUGUGAAAUGUGAAUUUAAAAAAGUUGUAACUUGCUUUUUGUACACCACUGCUAUAGCUUCUCACUUUCCCAACUGCCUGCCUUACAUGAGCCACACUGUUUGUCAGGUUGGAUGGUUAACCAUAAAUGUCCCCUUUCAAUUGGAAGUCCUUAAACUAUUAGAGUUUGAAAAGUGAAUUCAUGCUGGUAUAAAACCAAGAAAGGGAUGAUUAAAGGAACACUAGUCACCUAAACUACUUUAGCUAAAUAAAGCAGUUUUGGUGUAUAGAUCAUUCCCCUGCAAUUUCACUACUCAACUCACUGUCAUUUAGGAGUUAAAUCACUUUGUUUCUGUUUAUGCAGCCACACCUCCCCUGGCUAUGACAGAGCCUGCAUGGGGAAAAAACGGGUUUCACUUUCAAACAGAUACACUUAUUUAAGGUAAAUUGUAUCUCAAUCUCUAAAUUGAACUUUAAUCACAUACAGGAGGCUCUUGCAGGGUCUAGCAAGCUAUUAACAUAGCAGGGGAUAAGAAUCUUAAUUAAACAGAACUUGCAAUAAAGAACCUGAAUAGGGCUCUCUUUACAGGAAGUGUUUAUGGAAGGCUGUGUGUCACAUGCAGGGAGGUGUCCCUAGGUUUCAUAAACAAAGGGAUUUAUCUCCUAAAUGGCAGAGGAUUGAGCAGUGAGGCUGCAGGGCAUGUUCUAUACACCAAAACUGCUUUGUUAAAAGACCACUAGGCACCCAGACCACUUCAGCUUAAUGAAGCGGUCUGGGUGCCUGGUCCAGCUAGGGUUAACUUUUUAGAAACUGUUUCAGAGAAACUGCUGUUUACACUGAGGGUUAAUCCAGCCGCUAGAGGCACUUGCGUGCUUCUCACUGUGAAAAUCACUGGCUCUUGCCAUGCAUCCACAUUCAGCCGAUGUCGCUAGGAAGGAGGAAAUUUCCCUGCCCGGCACUGGAGAAAGGUAGGAUUUUUUUUAACCCCUUCCUCUACUCAGAGCAUAAGCACAGAUCAUGAGAAUUUAGUAGAGAAGGGUAGAUCCCUUGUAUUUAAAGGGACACAGUCACCUGAACUUUAGCUUAAAGGACCACUAUAGUGCCGCCAUUGGCGGCACUAUAGUGUCCCUUUAAAUACAUCUGAUCUACCCUUCUCUACUAAAUUCUCAUGAUCUGUGCUUAUGCUCCUUCAAAUACUAGUCUAGUUUUGAGAUCUCCUUUACACUAUGGUUGUGUAUCUAUGCUAAAUGUUCUUAUGCCUUCUGCUACAACACUUAUAAAACAGACUUUUGAAAUCUAGCCUGACUGUUUCUGCAUUACGUGAAAGGUAAGAGCAUAUAUUGGAAUACAGAAUUAAUGGGGAUAAAUGUAAUUCUAGGAUGCCUUGCAAUCUUGAAAGGGAUACUAUAGUGCCAGGGGUACAAAGCUGUAUUACUGGCACUUUCAUCCCCCCAAGCUAAAAAGUUCAAAACCCCUUUACUUUUUCCAGCACAGAUGUCCGCAGGGGCAGUGCUCCAUCUGCCAUCCCACGAGCGGGCGCUAAUGCGCAUGCAUGGCAAAUUCCCUGCCUGCAUUAGACCUCUGCUUUCCUAUGGGGAAAAAAAUCUGAUGCUUGGUAUCAUCAUGCAGCGUGCAAGGAUGUCCAGCAUAAGACAGGACCAAAGGUCUGUUUGAACUCCGGAAGCCUCUAGUGGCUGACUGGUAGGCAGCCACUGUGGGCAGACUUAAUGCUGCAAUGUAAACAUCACAGUUUCUCUGGAAGUGCAGUGUUUAACAUUACAGCAAAAGGGAGAGUGCAGACACCCAGACCACUUCAAUUAGCUGAAGUGGUAAGGUUGUCUGCAGUGUCCCAUUUAGUAUUACAUUCUGAUAGACUAUAUAAGAAUAUAUAUAAUUUUUUUUUUUUUCUGAGCUGGAAGUGGUUUUGAAAUUAGAAAACAGUGUUGCCAUCACAGACCAGUCAAAUUCUGGGCCUUCUCUUGCUUGUAAAUUUGUCUUUCUGAGAUGGUCAGAAUUGCACUUAAACUCCAUGCUUGAGGCAAGUGAAACCACUUUAAUGUGUUAAAAUUUAUAUAGUCUACUUAUUUUGGCAGAAAAUUUUAAUUGCUUCAACUGUUGAAUUAAGACAUACUACAAAUACACUUGUGGUUACAGUAUAACUUGGAUGGGUUUACCCAUGUUUCUGGAUAGUUUUUUCUAUCCACUCGAUAUAAUUACUCACUUUUGUGUAAACUCCAUAUUGGCCUUUUAUGCCGCACUCUACCCCCCAGGAUACAAUCCCCCCAUGAAACCAUUUUUUGGUCUGGCGAUCUUUGAAUGCCAGUGCACCCCCACUAUCUCCAGUGCAGGAAUCCUUUCCCCCUUCUUCGUCACCGGCACAUAUCAUGUUAUCGUAUACAAUACGCUCCAUCUUCUUGUAUUGUGCUUUGCAUACUGCAUGGUCAAUAACCUCUACUUGUACAAACUUUAAAAAUCGUGUUUUGAUUCUGUCAGCAGUGCUCCCCCAUCCUGCCACUAAUCCUAUGUGAUUAUCUUGAUCAGUAUGGGAGAUACGGAAUCUUUCCUCCUUGGUUGGAAGGCAAAUUGCCAUAAGGUUCCUGCUAAGAGGGGCUUUAUUUUUUAACUUGAUGAGGGCAAUAUCAUUGUUGAAAGUUUUAUUAUCAAAACCUUCGUGAAUGAAAACUUCUUCUGCCACACCCUUAAAGGAAUUCUCAUCUAUAGUGCUAAUCAUGCCCAUUUUUAUAUGAUACUCUGACAAAUCCUUGGCCUUCAUUACAUGUGCUGCUGUGAUAACCCAGUUGUCAUACAGAAGAGCCCCUCCGCCUCUCGAAUCAGUUUCUAUUAGCACCUGCCAGGGGACGUUGCCCAGGUCUGCGUUUUUUCCUCCUAUAAUGCGCUGAAUUGACUUUGAAUCCACAUUUAUUCCACAAUCUAAGAAAAAG
Molecule: messenger RNA, 9482 nt
Organism: Pelobates cultripes (western spadefoot toad)
Lineage: Eukaryota; Metazoa; Chordata; Amphibia; Anura; Pelobatidae
Source: the annotation of a GenBank genome assembly